CGCGAGUUCGCCCACCAGUGGGAUGCCAAAGACUCGAAGCACAUGACGACACGCAGCAGUCCGGGUGCCAGUCAGCCCUGCCGAUACGGGACUUUUGGAUUUGUGCUCGAAGAGGAGGCUGGCAUGUGGAGCUCAACGGGAGCGCGUAAAGAGACCGAGUGACUUUAACGUGUGAGGAGCAGCCAAAAAGAAAAAAGAGAGAAAAGAAAAAGAGGCCGGCGGGCCGCCCGAGCGGCACGAGGACAACAAGAAGCGGCGGCUGCGAUGCUCGGAUCGCCCGGGACCACCGGAGGAGUCGCGCGGCUGCCACUCAGCGCAUGGAGCCGCGCGCCCUAAGCGUCUCGUCAUGGACGCGAACGAGCCGCAGAAGGCGCCGGAGUCUCCUCCUGAGUGACCCGGCCGAAGACGCAGCAUGCCUGGCACUGCCACGGACAAAAAUGGCACCAUGGAGCCAGCGGUGGCCACACCCUUCCGUGUCACGGGCUUUCUGAGCCGACGCCUCAAGGGAUCCAUCAAGCGCACAAAGAGCCAGCCCAAGCUCGACCGCAACAGCAGCUUCCGGCACAUCCUACCUGGCCUGAGGAACGUGGACAAUGACAGAUCACAUCUAAUGCCGAGGCUGAAGGAGUCGCGGUCCCACGAGUCUUUGCUCAGCCCCAGUAGUGCCGUGGAGGCACUGGACCUCAGCAUGGAGGACGAAGUUGUGAUCAAACCCGUGCAUAGCAGCAUUCUGGGACAGGACUACUGCUUUGAGGUGACGACCUCCUCAGGGAGCAAAUGCUUCUCAUGUCGAUCAGCAGCAGAGCGGGAUAAGUGGAUGGAGAACCUGCGGCGGGCAGUGCACCCAAACAAGGACAACAGCCGGCGGGUGGAGAACAUGCUGAAGCUGUGGAUCAUCGAGGCUAAGGACCUGCCCGCCAAGAAGAAGUACUUCUGCGAGCUGUGCCUGGACGACACGCUGUAUGCCCGCACCACGUGCAAGCUCAAGACGGACAACGUGUUCUGGGGCGAGCACUUCGAGUUCAACAACCUGCCGCCCGUCAAGAGCGUCACGGUGCACCUCUACAAGGAGACGGACAAGAAGAAGAAGAAGGACAAGAACAACUACGUGGGCCUGGUCAACAUCCCCAUGGGCGCCGUCACCGGGCGCCAGUUUGUCGAGAAGUGGUACCCUGUGAGCACGCCCAACCCCAACAAGGGCAAGUCGCCAGGCCCCAUGGUCCGCAUCAAGUCGCGCUACCAGAGCAUGAGCAUCCUGCCCAUGGAGCUGUACAAGGAGUUCGCUGAGUACAUCACCAACAACUACAUGGCGCUGUGCUCGCUGCUCGAGCCCUCACUCAGCGUCAAGAACAAGGAGGAGAUGGCAUGUGCCUUGGUGCACAUCCUGCAGAGCACGGGCAAGGCCAAGGACUUCCUGACGGACCUGAUGAUGUCCGAAGUUGACCGCUGUGGUGAGAACGAGCAUCUGAUAUUCAGGGAGAACACCCUGGCCACCAAGGCUAUCGAGGAGUACCUGAAGCUGGUGGGACAGAAGUACCUGCAGGACGCCCUGGGUGAGUUCAUCAAAGCCCUGUACGAGUCCGACGAGAACUGUGAGGUGGACCCCAGCAAAUGCUCGUCCGGAGACCUCCUGGAGCACCAGAGCAACCUGAAGAUGUGCUGCGAGUUGGCCUUCUGCAAGAUCAUCAACUCCUACUGUGUGUUUCCUCGGGAGCUCAAGGAGGUGUUUGCUUCGUGGCGCCAGGAGUGCAGCAGCCGCGGGCGCCCAGACAUCAGUGAGCGGCUCAUCAGCGCCUCCCUCUUCUUGCGCUUCCUGUGCCCAGCCAUUAUGUCUCCGUCGCUGUUCAGCCUGCUGCAGGAGUACCCUGACGACCGGACUGCCCGCACCCUGACGCUCAUCGCCAAGGUCACCCAGAACUUGGCCAACUUCACCAAGUUCGGCAGCAAGGAGGAGUACAUGUCGUUCAUGAACCAAUUCCUGGAGCACGAGUGGACCAACAUGCAGAGGUUCCUGCUGGAGAUCUCCAACCCCGAGACCAUCUCCAACACGGCGGGCUUCGAAGGCUACGUGGACCUCGGCCGAGAGCUGUCCACCCUGCACUCCCUGCUGUCCGAGGUGGUGUCGCAGCUCGAGCAGGGUACGGCCAGCAAACUUGGCCCUCUGCCACGCAUCCUGAGAGAUGUCAACACGGCGCUGACCAACCCGCUGAGCGUCCAGGUGUCAGUGGCGUCUGAGCGGCCCGCCUCCACGCCCAGUGCCAGCUGCAGCAUCUCCACCGGCCUGCAGAAGAUGGUCAUCGAGAACGACUUGUCCGGCCUCGUCGACUUUACCCGUCUGCCAUCGCCGACUCCCGAGAACAAGGACUUGUUUUUUGUCACAAGAAACUCGGGCGUCCAGCCAUCUCCUGCCCGCAGCUCCAGCUACUCGGAGGCCAACGAGCCCGAGGUGCAGAUACCCAACGGCAGCAAGAGCCUCUCCAUGGUGGACCUGCAGGACAACCGCAGCCUGGAGAGCGGAGCCAACGUCGCCAUCCCGGCGGACCCCCUGAACGACUGCCAGGCCCCCGUGGCACCGCUCCAGGGCGGCGUCUGGUCCACUCGUGCCCCCCAGGUCGGCGCUGCCGCCGUCCCCACCAUGCGCAGAGCGGGCCAGGCGGCCACCACCCCCAGCUCAGAGGGCGCCCCGGGGAGGCCUCAGCUUUUAGCCCCCCUGUCCUUCCAGAACCCCGUCUAUCAGAUGGCGGCCGGCCUGCCCGUGUCGCCGCGUGGUCUCGCCGACUCGGGCUCGGAGUGCCAGAGCUCCGUCAGCUCGCAGAGCAACAAUGAAGAGCUGGCCUCAGGCAAACAUGGCUUCCUCAACCACGCCGGCAAUGAGGACUUCGCCAGGCGCUCGGGGGAGUUCAUCCGCAGGCAGCUGUCGUUGACGGAGAGCGCCCACCAGCCCACGGUGCCCCGGCAGAACAGCGCAGGGCCGCAGCGGCGGAUCGACCAGCCACCCCCUCCGGUCACUCGAGGGCGCACUCCGCCCAACCUGCUGAACACGGCGCCCUACCCGCGGCCAUCCAGCGGCAGCAUGAUGUCCUCCUCUCCGGACUGGCCGGGAAGUGGCGCCCGACUGCGGCAGCAGUCUUCGUCUUCGAAAGGGGACAGUCCCGAGACGAAGCAGAGGACGAUGCACAAGCAGGCCCCUUCGCCUGUGAACCCCAAUGCCCUGGACCGUACCGCCGCCUGGCUCCUGAACAUGAACGUCCAAUACGUGGAGCACGAGGGCAUCGAUGCCGAGGGCAGGAGCAAAGAGGAGCUGACGCAGAUUGAAAAGUACCAGCAGGAGAUCGCCAUCCUGCAGGAGAAGCUGCGCAUGUCGGCCAAGAAGAUCGAGGAGUAUGAGAGCCGCCUGAAGGGCCAGGAGGACCAGACGCAGAAGGUGCUGGUGGAGUACCAGGCCAGGCUGGAGGAGGGCGAGGAGCGGCUGAGGAGGCAGCAGGAGGACAAGGAGCUGCAGAUGAAGGGCAUCAUUAGCCGGCUCAUGUCUGUCGAGGAGGAGCUGAAGAAGGACCACUCAGAGAUGCAGGCCGUGGUGGACUCCAAGCAGAAGAUCAUCGAGGCACAGGAGAAGCGCAUUGCCUCCCUGGAUGCUGCCAAUGCCCGGCUCAUGAGUGCCCUCACCCAGCUGAAGGAGCGCUACAGCAUGCAGACCCGCAAUGGCAUCUCGCCGACCAACCCGACCAAACUGCAGAUAACAGAGAAUGGAGAAUUCAGGAACAGCAGCAACUGCUAAUGAAGGCGGGCACCACUGGGAGCCAGGAGGGGCUGUCCAACAGUCUACCCACUGCGGGUGCCCUCCUGGCCAUCUUCUUGGAAUUUUUUGUUUUGGUUUCGACCAGAAGCGUUAGUCCCAUUUCCAUUAUUUUCAAUGGAGCGUUUACUUGUAUUUAUAAAGUAAAGAUCUGCAGGGGCCACUGCCACAUGGCAUCAGUGGAUUGUGCAGGGUGUGCCAGUAGCCCCACCCCCCGCCCGCGGGACCCCCAGGCCACUCAGAGGUGGGGAUGAUCAGCAAGUUCAAGCUUUUUAUUUUGAAAAGGCCGUACCCGCUUGACGCGACUCCAGUGAGCCGAGUGGAUGCCACAAGCAGCAGAGAGCCACCCUGGCACAGGACGAUGCCCAGCACAGUAUUGGCGUCCAUCACAGCUGCAUUUGCCAAACGUCUGCCCCGAUUUGGGUUCCACAAAGCCCGCCAAUGUAAAAGACGUCACUGACCUUGGGCACACCCUUCGGUGCCGGACCCUGUACCAACGUGCCCUCCUGUUUGCAAAUCGAGAACUGGAGUGAGGGAGCUUGGUGCACCUUCAUCUAUGUAUUCCUGCCACAUUUACAAGUUGGUGCCCAAAGGAGUUGGCAUGUGUGCCCACGAGAACUUGGUCAACAAGUCCCUCAGGCACCUUGUGUGGCAGUGAGAGCAAAAGGAGGAAGUGCGGCUGCCAGUCAACUGUGCUCAUGCUGACCCUCAACAGCAAACAUGUAGCCACGUGUCCACAGUGCCCUCACGCCCAAUCCUGCCUGGCUGCUGGCUCGUGCCAUCCUCACAUUUUUCUGUUUUCGUACUUUCCAUUUGCACGUUGUAAAGAAUACUCAAGGGGGGCUAAAGGAAGCAAAGUUGCACCUUGUGUGCCAGCCGAUGUCACACUGUCACCUUCGCCAUGGGCAUCGCUUGUAUCACGUGACGUUGCCAGAACUCCAGCCGAGUCUUUAGUCGAUGUGGUGCCAAGCAAGCAUCGAGAACGCCUGAGAAUCUCAAGUCAUGCUGGGGGGGGGGGGGGGGGGGGGGGGGGGGCUCUCACUGUGGUGCCCAGUGCCACUCUGCUUUUGAGCGGACAUUUCAGAUGGCAUGCAGCUUCCUAUUUGUCUGCGAUUUGAUGAGCGAUGAAAGGCGCUAUAUAGAGGUCAAGCAAGAGCCACUGAAGCUGAAAAUGUGCUUGGAGUCAUCCUUGAACAGCUAGCUGGGCAUGGAGGCUGGCAGCGGGUGAACUAGUCACACACUUUGAUGGCUGCAAUGCCCCUCCCCAACCUGCUUCUUGCUGCUUCUUCUGCCUGAUGACCUGGCAUAAGGCACUCUACUACCAUCACGGUGCCCAGUGGAAAUUGGAAAGAUUGCAGGGCAGCGGUGCCAGCCGUCAUUGCUUUCUUGCCACACAACGGAGGGCAUGCAGGGGUGGCGCUCUGUAUGUUUUGUAACCCUUUUGUAAUUCUGUUGAGACUCGAGUAUUUGCUUCACCAUGUAAUAAUAAUAAGAAUAAUAAUAAUAAUAAUGUACAGAAGUCGUCGUCGUGUCGACCCAAUGAUCAGUGCCCGUGCCAUUUAUGUACAUUUGCAACUAGAGGGAUUAAAGUUUUAUUUAGCUAUUUGAA
Molecule: messenger RNA, 5405 nt
Organism: Erpetoichthys calabaricus (reedfish)
Lineage: Eukaryota; Metazoa; Chordata; Cladistia; Polypteriformes; Polypteridae
Gene: dab2ipb
Product: DAB2 interacting protein b
Exons: 16
Coding region: 413-3778 (1121 amino acids)
Biological process (GO): regulation of GTPase activity
Source: RefSeq, a predicted model, not a curated record